Molecule: messenger RNA, 1972 nt
Organism: Esox lucius (northern pike)
Lineage: Eukaryota; Metazoa; Chordata; Actinopteri; Esociformes; Esocidae
Gene: hs3st2
Product: heparan sulfate (glucosamine) 3-O-sulfotransferase 2
Exons: 2
Coding region: 447-1604 (385 amino acids)
Molecular function (GO): [heparan sulfate]-glucosamine 3-sulfotransferase activity
Source: RefSeq, a predicted model, not a curated record
CUGUCAGUUGCAGAAUAAUACAUCGAGCCUUUUGGGAGAUAUAGACUUGAGGAUUGCGUGCUUAUAAUUGUCUUUAUCUAACCGAAGCAUUAUUUUACCUUUAUCAACGGAUUUUACUAAACGAUGAAUGGGAUUAAGGGAAACUACUGGGGGUUUAAUUGUUUCGGCGAAGGAUCAUGAAAUUAAUUAAUAUUCCAGAUGUGCUCAUUCUAACACUCAAACUAUUUCACUUGGGUGGGAUCAUUCAUAAAUUAUUCAAAAGUUACCCAGCAAUACUUUAAAAAGAAAUUAUGCACAUUUUGGAAAGGUAGGCUAAUGCAUUGGAGAAAAAUUGAACUGGUUUUCUGUCGUAUUGGGAUGUUGGCAGAGGCAGAGUCCGGUUCCACAGGGAGACACCACAGUCCAGGAGCAGCUCUAAAGGAUGCAGUCCCUUAGCCCAUGGAGAAAUGGCAUGUAGGUUAAUUUCAAGCCGAAUCGUGCCAUCUUCAAAUAGGCUAAGCAAACGAUUUAUUUUUAUAUUCACACUUUCAUUGUCCUUUACAUAUUUAUGCUACAGCAUAAUUUUUUGUUGUGGUACAAUCAUGCCAAACCAGAGUUAUGAGGAAACAAGGUGCCUCCAUCACAAAAAUGUAGGAAGAAAAAAACUUCUUCAAAAAGAUUGCUCUUUCCCCGUCAACACCAGGACUAUUGGGGAAGAUAGUUUAAACGUGGCUGUCGUUAACCAAGGAUCAAAUCAUCGCAACCAAAGUAAACACGUUCCCUUGCCUAUAGCUCACAAACGGAGUAUUGCCUCAUCAGAACAUAAUUUAACUGUCGCCCAGAAAUUUGGAAACAAGAAGUUACCUAACGCACUUAUUGUCGGCGUGAAGAAGGGUGGGACAAGAGCUGUGCUUGAGUUCAUUCGAAUUCAUCCAGAUGUACGCGCUCUCGGAACAGAGCCCCACUUUUUCGAUAGAAACUAUGACAGAGGACUGAACUGGUACAGAGGAUUAAUGCCACGGACUCUCGACAGCCAAAUAACCCUGGAGAAAACCCCCAGCUACUUUGUGACGCAAGAGGCUCCGAGACGCAUUGCCAGCAUGUCCCCCAACACCAAGCUAAUUGUGGUGGUGCGUAACCCAGUCACCAGGGCCAUCUCGGACUAUACACAGACUUUGUCAAAGAAGCCCGACAUCCCCACCUUUGAGGACCUGGCCUUCCAGAACCGGAGCCAGGGUCUGGUGGACACUUCAUGGAAUGCCAUCCGUAUAGGAAUGUACAUACUCCACCUAGAGAAUUGGCUCCAAUACUUUCGCCUCUCCCAGAUCCACUUUGUGAGUGGAGAGCGACUGAUCACAGACCCGGCGGGGGAGCUUGGCCGUAUCCAGGACUUCUUGGGACUCAAACGCAUCAUCACAGACAAGCACUUCUACUUUAACCGAACCAAAGGCUUCCCUUGCUUGAAGAAGCCUGAAAGCAGCAGCCAGCCCCGAUGCCUUGGCAAAUCUAAGGGCAGAACUCAUGUGCAGAUAGACCGGGAAGUCAUUGACCAGUUGCGGGACUUCUAUAGGCCUUUUAACAUUAAAUUCUAUGAGAUGGUGGGACAAGAUUUUAGGUGGGAUUGAGAAUCUCAUAAAAUAUAAACGGGUAAUUUAAGUGUAUUGACUGGCUACCUCAGUGGUGCAUUCAAAUGAGGAGACCUUAUCCAAGUAAAUCAAACGUAUCAGCAAUGUUUCAAAUAAAAGUGCAAGCUCAACAAGUUGUAAUAUGCCUUUAACUUUAAAACAUUUGGUAUAACUACCUGAUUUAACACCAUGCUGUUUUUCCUAAUUUAAAUGAAAUAGAGAGAGAGGCUGCCAUCCCAUUAAUACUCAUAGUUAAAAUUUGUCCUUCAAUAAAUUGUUUUCUUUGCAAAGUUCUGUUACUUUUACAAUACUGUACAUUCACAGAAUUAAUCUAUCGCAGUUGACAAAAAUAAAGUGUUAUUGUGACA